AACUUCCGGCGUGAGCGGCGAAAGCCGGGAGGGCGAGCGAGAAAGCUAGCAGCCAGCAGGCGGGCGGGUGGCCGGCCGGCACGGAGGGAGGGAACGAGCAAGCGGUGAGCAAGCCAGCGAGGGCGCCCGGGUCCCGAGGGCAGCGGAGAUUCCUCAGGCCCCUCCGGUGCCCUCCCCGGAGCCCACAGCACCUCCGGCACCCAGCGGAGCGGACACGGCCCGGCCCGGCCAUGGCCUCGUUGCUGAAGGUGGAUCAGGAAGUGAAGCUCAAGGUUGAUUCUUUCAGGGAGCGAAUCACAAGUGAGGCAGAAGACUUGGUGGCAAAUUUUUUCCCAAAGAAGUUACUAGAACUUGAUAGUUUUUUGAAGGAACCAAUCCUAAAUAUCCAUGACCUAACUCAGAUCCACUCAGACAUGAACCUCCCAGUCCCUGACCCCAUUCUCCUCACCAAUAGCCACGAUGGACUGGAUGGUCCCACUUACAAGAAGCGCAGGUUGGAUGAAUGUGAAGAGGCCUUCCAAGGAACCAAGGUGUUUGUGAUGCCCAAUGGGAUGUUGAAAAGCAACCAGCAGCUUGUGGACAUUAUUGAAAAAGUAAAACCCGAGAUUCGGCUGCUGAUUGAGAAAUGUAACACGGUCAAAAUGUGGGUUCAGCUGUUGAUUCCCAGAAUAGAAGAUGGGAACAACUUCGGGGUGUCAAUUCAGGAGGAAACAGUUGCCGAGCUAAGAACUGUUGAGAGUGAAGCUGCAUCUUAUCUGGACCAGAUUUCUAGAUAUUAUAUUACAAGAGCCAAAUUGGUUUCUAAAAUAGCUAAAUAUCCCCAUGUGGAGGACUAUCGCCGCACUGUCACAGAGAUUGAUGAGAAAGAAUACAUCAGCCUCCGGCUCAUCAUCUCAGAGCUAAGGAAUCAGUAUGUCACUCUCCAUGACAUGAUCCUGAAAAACAUCGAGAAGAUCAAACGGCCCCGGAGCAGCAAUGCAGAGACACUGUACUGAGGCCGGGGCCAGGGGACUUUGUGAGUCUGGCUCAAGACCGACAUUGCCUUGGUUUGUUACAUGACUAUCGUGAUGGGGAAACUGGCUGGAAAUAGUAAUCACACCUCUCUGUUUUUAGUUAGAGUCUAAUGAAACUCUCAUCUAGUUCUGUGACGUGUUUACCUCUUUUUUCAGGCCUCAGGAACUCUUCUAUCUCCUUCCCCACCCCCACCCAGCCUGUCCUAAUUUCUGGAGAACUCCAGGUUUGUGCAACAUACUGGCACAAGAGUAAUUGUGGGUUUUUGUUUUUUCUUCCUUUCGCUCCCUCUUCCCCUGUUUUAGGUUUUGUGUUUUCUUCCUUUUGACAAUUAGUUGGUUAAAAGCUGGAGGAACUAACUAUAGGGAGAGUGUUAGGUGUCUUUUAGGAACAGGGGGAGUGGAGGUGGAAGUCACAAGGCUAGUGUCUCGUUUCUGUGGGACUUUGGGUCCUCCCUGCCUGCCCUGGUGAUGCCUUAGGGCUUUUCACCUACAUCCAUCCCGCCCUGAGCCUGACCGUGGCGAGGGGUCCCCUAGGCCUUCACCUGCAUCCCUGCAGCUUCUUUGGAUGUUUUUAUUACUGGGGUUUUCACAUACACAUGUGUACACAUGUACACGCACAUAGGAACAUGUAUACAUGCUUCCUGCUCCAUUAUAGAUCAUAACUUCCUUCCUGCACCACCUCUCCCUCAAGCCCUUCACAUAAAAACAGGUGAUAGUUGUCUUAGUCAUCCACCCAGGCAAAAGUCCCAGGCCCACCCUCUUCUGAUAAUGUAGCCGUUGGUGCCAGGGUAAGUUGAAGGAGACCCAAGAGCCGAGCAGCAGAGGGCUCAUGAAGGCCUUCCCUCUGUGGCUCAGGUUCUUUUUGGUGUUAUGCAAAAGCUGGCCCUCUGGCCCCCACUUGUCCUUCUCCUAGGCUAGCAUGUGCGCUGGCUGGGGAGCGGUCAGCUGUGAGCUUGGAGGCCGCUGCUCCUCCUCGCUGUGCUUUCCCUUGGGAAAUACUUCUCGCCUUUAUAGUAUUGUGCUUCCAGGGAAAGCAGGAAUUCAUGUGUAUAUGUGUGUGCACAUACACACGUGCACAUGUGUGUGUUCGUGUGUGUAUUAAUAUGCUGCGAAGGUCAAACCCAUAGAAGAGUUGCCUCCUCUCUUGAAUCUUGCAGAGAUGUCACUUGUUAAAGCGUUUUGUACUAACCGCACUAGCCCCCAGCUUUUUAAGUGAGAGUUGGUCUCUGCAGUUGGUCUGCCAGUGACUGACUCUGUGACUGUCUGACUUUUAUUCCUCUCCGUCUUCCAACCCUAAAUCAUAUUUCCACCUGGGAUGCAUCACUUUCACUCCCAGCAUUCUAUAGGAAAGGAGUCGGGCUGCUCUCUUCCCAUGAAUAGUGCUCAGUAACAAACCAAUCGCAUUUUCGUUGGGCAGUGCGCCUACCCACUCUCGGAUCCCUUCCAGCUGAGCCCCCCCACCACCACGUGUUUCUCGGUUUUCCUUUUUGUUUGAUUGUUCCUCUGCCCCUCCUUCCUUGGAUUGUAAUGUAAAAUUCUUUUACCAUGUCAAGAAAUUAUUAAAAAUACAGGUACUUUGACCUCUUUCUAAAGCUGCA
This is a messenger RNA of Mus pahari (shrew mouse), 2611 nucleotides long. RefSeq names its product proteasome activator subunit 3 (gene Psme3). Gene Ontology annotation, biological process: regulation of G1/S transition of mitotic cell cycle; regulation of proteasomal protein catabolic process; positive regulation of endopeptidase activity. Lineage: Eukaryota; Metazoa; Chordata; Mammalia; Rodentia; Muridae. Gene Ontology annotation, cellular component: proteasome activator complex; nucleoplasm; cytoplasm. Gene Ontology annotation, molecular function: endopeptidase activator activity. The transcript has 11 exons. Bases 231 to 995 code for a protein of 254 amino acids. The record is from RefSeq and is a predicted model, not a curated record.